CAAUAGUAGCCAAUUUUGAGAAAUACCACUUAUAGCCACUUUCGUCAAAUUCUUUAACGGUGUCAGCUAACAAGCUGACUGGACUAAUGACUUUGCUUAUUUGGCGACAUUUCAUCAACAACAUUGCCACAUAGAUUAAUAAAAAAAUAAAAAAUAAAAAUAAAUUCAAUGAAAAUAAAAAAUAAUUAAAAACCAUUAAAUAAAAAGCUCCACUUGAACCAAAAACAAAAAAAAAAACCCAAUCUCUCCACCUACCCUAUGCUCCAUCAUCGUCCCCAUUCUCCACUGCUCCAAGAACCCCCAAACCUUCUCCCCUUCAAAGCCAAAAACCCAAUAAAUCUCUCCACCUACCCUCUGCUCCAUCAUCGAGCCCAUUCUCCACUGCUCCAAGAACCCCAAACCCUUCUCCCUUUCAAAGCCAAGAACCCCAAGUCCCUGCACCUACCCUCCUUUGCCGAGAUUAUCUAAACCCCUAAAAAAUCCCCAUCCAAUACUCUCCCACCCGCCACUGCUCUAUACGUUGACGAAAAACCAAUUGUCGACCCUCUGCAAAUCAUCAUCCUCAAUCACCACGUCAUCAAUAACAGUCAAGAAGCGUAGAUGGAGAAGCAAGUGCUGUCGGGUCCAAAUCGUCGUGCCCCCAUCCUCUUCUUCAACCCCUACUUGAAAUCCAUGUUCAAUCAUCGUCGCCUACUCUCACCCCUUCCGCCGCGCCGUCCAGAUAUGCUUUCCAAGAUGAAGAACUCGUCCAAGUGUUUCGAUUCGGCGAGAUUGCAGUGUAGACGCCAUAGUCGGCAAGAACUUCAUUCUAUAAUUUCAUAUUUUGAAUACGAUGGUGGUGAGAAACAGGGGCGUUUCGAAAUAGAGAGUGGUCGAAGACUGGACUUCCUUGCUGGGGUUCUCUAGCUGGGAUCCUUGACUGAAACAGGGGCAAAAUUGCAUCUACUGGCAGCCCGGUUCAGGGGCAAUAGAUUCAGGGGCAAAGGCGGUGGAGGAUUUGGGUAUGUGGGUUUAAGAAUCUGGGUGGGGUAUUCAUUAUUGAGAGCUCGUAGAGAGGGUUUUGGGAGGAUGAAGAACUGGCUGAGGGGGACUUAGGGGCGGCAGUCGGAUUUUCAGGGCGAUAGGAAGGUUUGUGACGAUGGGAAGAACAAGAUGAAGGGGGCAGAUCACUCUUCUUUUUUUAUUUUUUAUUUUUUGUCUUGGAAGGAGAAGGAUAUGGAGAAGAGAUCUUUAAAUUAAAUGGAAUGACAUAAUUUGUUUUUUACUUUAAAUUGUGACUUGGCUACCAUAUGGCAUGGUAAGAUCUAUGUGGACAUGAUGUGUCGUUUAGGUGGCAUCAACAUCAGCUUAACGUCUAUUUCACUGACGGAAUAUUUGACGGUGUUAAAGUAUUUGACAAAAAUGGCUAAAUUAGUCCAAUAAGUUUUAAAAAUGUGGUUAUAAGUGGCAUUUCUCCAAAUUUGGCUAUUAUUAGCACAACAUGAAAGUUUUGACUAUACAAGUGUAUUUUGCCUAAGUUUUAACUUGUUAGAAUAAGAGAGAGCAAUCUUUGCACAUAUCAUCUAAGCACUUAAUAUAUUGGUCGAGAAAGAAAAAAAAUGUUUAUCGUGACUGUUGUGCUAGGCAGGGUGAAGCAACUCAUUUUUCAAAGUUAUGAACUUAUUUGGACCCCUUUAGCAAGCUCAUUUAAGCCUAAAUGGACAUAUCCCUUCCAUACCAAAUUGUGCCUAAUUUGGAGUCUUUCUAACUCGAUAAAGCCGCCCACAAAGGCACAAACCACUAACUUAGGUCCUUCCUCUCCCAAGCUCGGGAUAACUAAUCCCUAGCCCCCUAGUUCUUCAAGGAAACAAAAUAUCGCUUGUAUUCCGUUUUAUUGGGGUUUGAUAGUCUGGAGAAGAAUGCAGUGCUAAUCACGAACUUCUGAUCCCUAAAGCCAAUGAUUGAGUCCUAGAAGGUAAGUGUUUAGAAUUUAAAUUUAUUGUGUACCACAUUGAUGAGUUACAAGGUAAUUAAUAAUCUUGUAAGGUCAUUUUUUAUAUGAUUUAAAAUGGGUCUCAUGUUACUUGAUUUUGAAGCCCAAGCGACUGAGUCCUCGAGAUGACCACACUGGUUGCGAGAAAUGACCACAUUGGUCAAGAGACACAACCAUAAUGGUCGCGAGGCGUGGCCGAGAGGAGGCAAGCACCAAGACUUUAAUCUCGUCAAGAAAGAGACGCCUAUACGCAGUUGAGGGAGCAAUUGGCACUCAUCUCACUUUUGAAGACACGUCUAAGAAAGGAGGGAGGAGUAGUUUUUGGAAGUUAUUAAGCAAGAAGUUCUCAGAGGCGGUUACCACUCCAUGCCAAUAAAUAAGAGGAGGAGUCGACAGUAACAUGGGUUUCCAAAACCACACAAUUGACACCUACAUCAAGUUUCAUCAUUUCUCUGCAAAUGUAGCGAUAGUCGUAGUUUGGAGCUCUAGUCGAACCUCUACAGGAGUAAGAGAAAUUUAAUUUAGUUUAAUUCCAAAAAGCAUCAAUCAAACACCUCUGAUCAAGUGACCAACUUCUAAGUUGGUCGAAUGGAUGUAGUUUCCGAAACAAUGGCGGGAUGAGGGCUCUUCUGACACUGACUACAAGUCUGGAUGAAGCAGUGGCCAUCACAUCACUCCGUCAAUUCAUGGAGGAGUGUGUGUUUGAAUCCCAACAGGCAAACCUAUGUUUAAAUUCUCACCUGAAAAUGCCACAUUUCUCUUAUUAAACAUUGUGAUUCUCU
This is a messenger RNA of Linum trigynum, 2754 nucleotides long. The record is from the annotation of a GenBank genome assembly. Lineage: Eukaryota; Viridiplantae; Streptophyta; Magnoliopsida; Malpighiales; Linaceae.